Molecule: messenger RNA, 3308 nt
Organism: Vombatus ursinus (common wombat)
Lineage: Eukaryota; Metazoa; Chordata; Mammalia; Diprotodontia; Vombatidae
Gene: QRICH1
Product: glutamine rich 1
Exons: 10
Coding region: 175-2505 (776 amino acids)
Source: RefSeq, a predicted model, not a curated record
GCUCGGCGCUCAUUGGCUGUCGGGGUUGAAUGUAAGAUGGCGCCCAGGGAGCUGUGAGGGGAAAAUCCUGUCGGUCUUGAAGCGGCGACUGUAGAGCAGGGGCCCGAGGCGGCACGGAGGGGCCCGUGGGCGGAGCGGCGGCGGCGGCACUCGGGAUCCUAAAGAUUUUGCAAUAUGAAUAAUUCUUUGGAAAACACCAUUUCCUUUGAAGAAUACAUUCGAGUAAAAGCACGUUCAAUCCCACAACACAGGAUGAAGGAGUUCCUGGACUCCUUAGCAUCCAAGGGACCUGAAGCACUUCAGGAGUUCCAGCAGACGGCUACUACUACUAUGGUGUACCAACAGGGUGGAAACUGCAUUUACACAGAUAGCACCGAAGUGGCUGGAUCUUUACUUGAACUUGCCUGUCCUGUAACCACCAGUGUGCAGCAGCAGACCCAGCAAGAACAACAGAUCCAGGUCCAGCAGCCACAGCAAGUUCAGGUCCAAGUCCAAGUGCAGCAGUCGCCUCAGCAAGUCUCAGCCCAGCAGCUUUCCCCUCAGCUUACUGUCCAUCAAGCCUCAGAGCAGCCUAUCCAGGUCCAGGUGCAGAUCCAAGGGCAGGCCCAGCAACAGGCAUCACAGGCAAUACAAAGUCAGACUCUGCAGAGCCCGAGUCCCUCUCAGCUUCAAGCUGCCCAGAUCCAGGUGCAGCAUGUGCAAACUGCCCAGCAGAUCCAGGCCACAGAGAUCCAGGAAGAGCACAUACAGCACCAGCAGAUCCAAGCCCAGCUAGUGGCGGGUCAAGCUAUUGCUGGAGGCCAGCAGAUACAGAUCCAGACAGUUGGUGCACUUUCCCCACCACCUUCCCAACAAGGUUCCCCUCGGGAAGGAGAGCGGCGGAUCAGCACUGCCAGUGUCCUUCAGCCUGUGAAGAAACGUAAAGUAGAUAUGCCUAUAACUGUGUCAUAUGCUAUUUCCGGGCAACCAGUUGCUACUGUGCUGGCCAUUCCACAGGGCCAGCAACAAAGUUAUGUGUCCUUGCGGCCAGACUUGUUAACGGUGGACAGUGCUCACCUGUAUAGUGCCACUGGGACCAUUACCAGCCCAACUGGAGAGACUUGGACCAUCCCUGUUUAUUCAGCUCAACCCCGGGGUGACCUUCAGCAGCAGAACAUUACCCACAUUGCUAUCCCUCAGGAGGCCUACAAUGCUGUCCAUGUCAGUGGCUCACCAACAGCCCUGACAACUGUAAAACUGGAGGAUGAUAAAGAUAAGAUGGUGGGCACCACAUCGGUGGUGAAAAACUCCCACGAGGAAGUUGUGCAGACCCUUGCAAACUCUCUCUUUCCAGCCCAGUUCAUGAAUGGCAACAUCCACAUUCCAGUGGCAGUGCAAGCUGUGACAGGAGCCUAUCAGAACGCAGCGCAGACUGUUCACAUUUGGGACCCUCAGCAGCAGCAGCAGACAACGCCAGAGCAAACGCAGCAGCAGCAGCAGCAGCAGCAGCAGCAGCUGCAAGUCACCUGUUCAGCUCAAACCGUCCAAGUUGCUGAAGUUGAGCCUCAAGCCCAGCCACAGCCUUCACCAGAACUCCUACUCCCCAAUUCUCUGAAGCCAGAAGAAGGUCUUGAAGUAUGGAAAAGUUGGGCCCAGACUAAGAAUGCUGAACUAGAGAAGGAUGCCCAGAACAGACUUGCACCCAUUGGCCGUCGCCAGUUACUGAGGUUCCAGGAAGAUCUUAUCUCCUCAGCUGUGGCAGAGUUGAAUUAUGGUCUGUGCUUAAUGACACGGGAGGCUCGAAAUGGAGAAGGUGAACCAUAUGAUCCAGAUGUGCUGUACUAUAUCUUCCUGUGUAUUCAGAAGUAUCUUUUUGAAAAUGGCCGAGUAGAUGACAUAUUUUCAGAUCUCUAUUAUGUUCGAUUCACGGAGUGGCUUCAUGAAGUUCUGAAGGACGUUCAACCUCGAGUUACAUCUCUUGGUUAUGUCCUGCCCAGCCGUGUGACAGAGGAGAUGCUGUGGGAGUGUAAGCAACUAGGGGCUCACUCCCCCUCCACACUCCUCACUACGCUCAUGUUUUUUAACACAAAGUACUUUCUGUUGAAAACAGUAGACCAGCACAUGAAACUGGCGUUUUCCAAAGUUUUACGACAGACAAAGAAGAACCCUUCAAAUCCCAAGGAUAAGAGCACAAGUAUCCGGUAUCUGAAGGCACUUGGCAUACACCAGACUGGCCAGAAAGUUACAGAUGAUAUGUAUGCCGAGCAGACUGAGAAUCCAGAGAAUCCACUGAGGUGUCCCAUAAAACUCUAUGAUUUCUACCUCUUCAAAUGUCCCCAGAGUGUGAAAGGCCGAAAUGACACAUUUUACCUAACACCCGAGCCAGUGGUGGCACCCAACAGCCCAAUCUGGUAUUCAGUCCAACCCAUCAACAGAGAGCAAAUGGAACAGAUGCUUACCCGGAUCCUGGUGAUACGAGAAAUUCAGGAAGCUAUUGCUGUGGCAAAUGCCAGUAACAUGCACUGAGCAUCUCCUUUCAACCAAGAUGGGGAGAAAUGAGGAAAAACUGUACAGACUUUCACACUAAAGAAGAGGCCUCAAUUUUUUUUCCUGUUUUUUUCUUUUUUUCUUUUUUUAUUGGUGUAGUUUAUGAAGCCCUUUUAGGCUGCUUCUGUUGAAAAGAAAAUAUAAAAAUAAAACCUACCCACCAUGCAUCGUCAUAAACGGUGACAGACUGUUGUGCCUGCCGGAGCAAUAUAUUUCUAAGAAAAUUGGACACCCUGGAAAGUUGCUGGCUAACUUUUUUUUUUCUUUUUGUUGGGGCCUGGGGAACGGUCCUGGACUGCAGAGGAGAAACUAUGACCCCUUCCUCACCUCCAGAGAGAACAGAAAUUAUGAUGGAUCUCCCUUCCUGCCCCAGGGAGCCUGCCAUGCUUGCCUUCCCCAGGGUCCUUGGCUGGCCCUGACUGUCUCUGGUGUAGCCAUGUUCUUUUUCUUUCUUUGUGCUCAGACAUUAACUUGGCAUCUUCAUGGAAGAAAAAUAAGGGGAGAGAACUUCAAUUAUGAUUUAUUAAAGACAAUUUCUAUUCAGCCCCGUUAAGACAAAUGACAUUUUAGAUGUUAAAGUAAAAACUUUACCAUGCUUUUUUUUUUUUUUUUUUUUUUUUUUUUUUUUGGGCCUAACAUUGAGGCCUUAAAACUUGAGGCACAUGUGCCUGAUGGAAUUCUUGUAACAUACACUUGUGUAUCAUAUAAAGAUACAACACUGUUUCUCUUAUGUAUUCUUACUCUAGUUGUUUAUUAAGAAUGACAAGCACGUCUUUUCAACA